AAUAUGUUUUUUUAAGAUUUUCUUUUUUAUGAUAACCUAAGUAAACAAAAAAACAUGGAUUUCAUUUUCAGUUCAAAACUAUUUUUUCUAAACUGACGAUAUCUGACGACACAUUGUGUUUUCAACAAUCCCUCUCCUAAAUCCUGUUUCCUAGAACUGUUAGGUGGAAGCGUCCAAAUUCGUCACAGCGAAAUUGUUUUAUGUCUCCCACAAUACCCUAUUCGGUUUCUACUGGUACCUCUUAACAAGGGUCCUGCGAAGGGGGUUCUAGUGCAAUUAAAGCUCCCAUUUCAGCUACGGAAUGCGUGCAAUCACAGCAUGCUGAACGUUAAGCAAAAAAGAUAAAUUCAAACGGUUCUUUUUGCUAAGCCUUCGUUCGCUUCCGCACCAGCUUUCUGUUAAUGAUGCUUGUUCCUGUUAAAGCAACCGUUAUUUCUAUUGCUUAACCUUUCAAAGCUUUUACCGAUGCUGUCUCCAUGCCCUACGAGAUGACGCAGUUGAAGGUUUUACCUUAAGUGUUUUUUAACUAUACUGAAAUACAGUUUCAUAGCUUUGUGUGUAUAAAUUCUGCGUAAGGAAGGUUGUUGGUUCAAUUUUUGGGAGUAUCAGGCUAUCAAAGUACGAAUAAAUAUUUUUCGCUUUACGGUUAACCUUAGGCAGCUAUCUGGUUCGUCAGUGGCGGUACUUGCACGCUUAUAUGGCUCAAAUUAUUAUUAUUUUUAUUAUUAUUAUUUAACGAAUGUUUAUACAGGAUUUGCAUGUCAGUAUAUAAAACACUGUUAUAAAUAUGCGUCCUGAAAAUAAAAUGUUAAAAAUAUUAAUAUUCAUUUAAAAUGGUUAUAUACAAUAGAUAAAAAGUAAAUAUGUAAUGUGAAGAUUAUGUAUAUUUGUACGGAAUAAAAUGAGAGACAAAAAGAGAGAAAGACUAUAUCGAGAAAAACAGGGAAACAAACUAAGAAACUGUCACAAAACGGUGCACUAUAUAGAGUCCUCAGUUGAAAAAGAAUGUUAACACAAAACUCAAAAAGAUUGUGUCAAAAGCUAAACCAGGCUGUAUGGAAAACACACUCACAAAUACACUUAUCAAACAAAAUGUGCUUGACACAAAGCUUUAAAUUCCUCAAAAAUUUCACAUUGCCUAAUUCCAAUGGGUAAAGAGUUGAAUAAACUCACACCCAUUGAAAAGAAGCUUCCCUUUGCAAAUUCUAAUUUCACUUUAGGUAUAAAUAAAAGAAAACCGUUGUUUCUUGUUGUUCUUUGAUGACGCUUCACAGUGAAGUAGUCUUGAAAGUUAUCACAGACAUUACCAUCCAAACAUUUUUUAACAAACAGCACAGCUCGUUUUUCAAUUUCUUUUCUGAUCUCAGGAACAUUUUGUUGAGUCAGAAUUCUAGCACGAUUGUCAAUGGAUUCGAGUCUCUUUAUUUGAGUAUCACUGAAUUUGAGCUGAACGUUACUGCAAUAGGAUAAUCCUGGUAAAAUAAUAGCUGUGUAGAUCUUUCUAACAGCAUCCGCAGUAAGACCCAUUUUGAGUGAACUUAACAAACGUAGCUUGUUCGAAGCUCUUUUGUAAAUCGUGUUGAAGUUUUCGUUCAUGUUCAAAGAUGGAUCCAAAACAGUACCAAGAUACUUAUAAUGUGUAGUUGAAGAUAUUGGAACGUCAUUGUAAUAUAAAUUCAUUUGUCGUGAAUACAUCGAGAGUCGUUUUUGAGUUCCAAAUACCAUUGACUCGGUCUUUCCUUUUCUGAGAUUUAUUACUAAUUCGUUAUCUUUGAGAUAUUCGGCUAUCUUCUCGAGAUCGUAAUUGAACUUGUCUUCGAUGUCUUGUAACCGUUUGCUCGCAAAAUAUAACACCGUGUCAUCUGCAAACUCUAUGACUUCAGAAUAUUUAACGCACUCUUCAAAGUCAUUGAAAUAAAGUAAAAACAAGAUAGGUCCUAAGAUGGAUCCUUGUGGUACACCACAGACAAUACUUUUCUCUUCGGAUGCUACGUUGUUUACUACGCAAUACUGCUUUCUAUUGAAGAGGUAGUCUGAGAACCAAUUCAAAGCAAUUCCUUUAAUACCAUAAGAACAUAAUUUUGACAGUAAUAAUCCAUGACUAAGAGUGUCAAAUGCUUUUGACAAGUCAACAAAAAUUGCACCAACUAGAUUGCCACUGUCUACUUCUUUCCUGAUGUUGUCCGUUAAUAACGUAGUCGCCAUCUCCGUUGAUCGUUUUCGACGGUACCCAAAUUGAUUUCGAGAAAGUAAGUUAUUUGAUUCUAGAUAAUCAAUUAAUUGGUGAUGAACAGCACGUUCUAGAAUCUUGGAAACUAUAGGAAGAACUGAGAUAGGUCUAUAGUUUGUUUCUUCAGAUGAAUUUCCUCCCUUAAAAAGUGGCGUAACUUUUGCGAUUUUCCAGUCCGACGGUAUUGUACUGGUACGCAGCGACAGGUUUAUAAUGAAUGCUAAUGGUUGAGAAAGGAGUGUAGCAGCAUCUUUCAAAACACCCGGUGGUAUGUCAUCUGCACCGGUGGCUUUCUUUCUCUUCAAAGAUUUUAAUUCUUUUUCGACAAACACUUUCGUGACGUAAUGAAAAUGAAAGAGUUUAUCAGUCCUGGUCGAAAUUAUUGGAGUAUAUCUCCAUAUAAGGUUUCGUAAUGGAAAAGCGACGUCCUUCAAUUUUCUAGCGCAAUCUGAAAAGUAUCGACAAAAUUUGUUAGCGUAAAGAAGUUUUUCAGCUGCAUCCGGCUGAUCACUAUUUGUUGGAGAUGAUGACUUUCCUGCAGGAAAUAUGCUUUUGAUUGUUUUCCAAAACUUACGAGGAUUAUGCCGGUUUUCCACUAACAAGUUUUUCUGAUAACCAUUUCUUGCAACUCGAAUUUUGUUGUUACAAAGAUUUUUUAAUUGUCUGUACAAACACCAAUCUGACGCUUUCUUCGUUUUUCGUGCCUUUCUCAAGAGUUUAUCUCGAUUGUUCAUAUGUUUCUUAAUUUCAGCACUCAACCACGGACAGGAACGUCCUUUUACCAUUUUGGUUAUAACGGGAGCGUGCUUGUCGAUUAUAGCAUGUACUGUUGUUUUAAAAUAUUCCCAGGAACUUUCCACGGAACUCAUUUCAUACAUAGGUUGCCAAUCAUGAUUAUUUAUGUCUGUGUUCAAUUUUUCAGGGUCAUAUUUGUUGAAAUUUCGACAUCGUGUGGUGCGCGAUUUAAACUUUUGAUGGUUAACUUUUCUUACGCAACCAAUACAAUCGUGAUCACUCAGACUCAGAGGUAGAACGUCCGUGUGGGAGAUCGUCGAACUUUUGUUAGUAAAUAUCACAUCAAUUAAUGUUUCAGUGUCUUGCGUUAUUCUCGUGGGCUUUUUUACGAGCUGUACAAAUGAUUGCAAUUUGAAUAUAUCUUUGAUUUCACGAUGAUCACCUUGUUUCAAAUAAUUCACAUUAACAUCGCCCAUAAUGAUUGUUUCUAGUGUUAAUUUAUUAACAGCUAUUAACAUUUCUCUUAAAAUUUCGUUAAAACGAGAAUUCAGAUAUAGAGAUGAGUCAGGGGGUCUAUACAUACAGCAUAUAAGAAAACUUUUUGCGUUUUUCGGAAAAAUUUCGAGCCAGAUACAUUCAAUGUCAUUCACCUCUAGAUCUUCCCUCCUUUUCCAUGUCAAUUGUUCCGAUAUAUAAGUGGCCACACCUCCACCUUUCCCAAUUUCUCUACAACGUGAAAUGAAGUUGUACCCCGGUAUUGUGUAUAAAUCGUUGUUAUCAAACCCACUCUGUGCUUCGAUGUGAGUUUCAGAUAAUGUCAAUGUAGGCUUUAUAUGCACCAGAACUCUUUUUACCGACUUUUCGAGCCUUCCUGUAUAAAUAUUUAUCAGGAUGAUAUUGCAAAUGUAAUAUUAACUCAGGACUGAUAGAUGUCUUUACAAAGAUUUACUAAAGUUUGCGGAAUUUUGUACUUGCGCGCGCAUUCUAGGUAAAAAAACAGGAAUAUGUAAGGUAAAAUGACUAUCAAUGUAAUUUAUUGGUUCAAAGAUACAAAAGACACUAAAAUGAAUCUCUUUAGCAAUAUUCUUCUCUUUUUCUUUUUGGUUGCUUCAAGCGUUUGCUGGUUGUUAUUGUUCAGUCACAAUUCGUAAUUUUGGUAAACAUGGGUAUUGUUCUCCACGCAAAAUCAAAACUCCACGUUGCAUGCAGAGUCGUUUAUAAACUGUUUAUAAACAUCCUAUCAUCUUUGUCGCAAUGUAAGAAAUAUGAUCAACCUAUUCCCUAGGAAAUUUUAUAUCAAUUCGAGUUCUAAAAUCAGUAGGUAUUGCCUUCACAGGGAUCUAUCUUUCAUCUACACUUACUUAAUGUGACGAGUCAAGUUACAAAUCCAGGAUGACGAGAUUGCCAUGAAACAAAAACUCUGUUAUAAAAAGAACAAAUAUGUUUUUUAUAUUUUUAAAAAAUUCAAGAUGGCGAGACAAAAUUCGCAGCAAGGCUGUAAAUACUGACAGAACUAAUGUUUUUGUUUGUGAAUGCAGAAAGCGGAAAGUUAUAUCUUUUACACUCGUUGGAACAAAACAAUCCAAAGAACAUUUCUUUCAGCUCAACUGCGACUUCAUUGACGGCGAUAGUUACCAUAGUAGCAAAUCAAUACAAAAAAUGCAAAAUGGUGAACCAUUACAUGACAUGGAUCGCAAGGUAUGGUUAGAAACACUGAGAAGUCUUAUAGCAAGAUACGUAGAGACUAAACAAAAUCUAGUGUUAGCAUGCUCUGCUCUUAAGGAAAUUUACAGACAAAAAUUGUCGUGCAGUUCUUCCGUAUGGUUUGUGUAUUUGAAAGGUUAUAAAGAACUGAUCUCGAGUCGUUUGAAAGCACGACAGAAUCAUUUUAUGUCACCAGCAUUGCUUGAUUCACAGUUUAAUGCAUUGGAGGAACCUCAAGAAAACGAAGAACGAAUUUUACUUGUAAAUAUCACUAAUAAUGUUACUGAAGUUGUUGAUUUUAUAACUAAUUUGUUAAUGGCAAAAAAAAUCAUAUAAUAUUUUGUCGAUACUACCUGUGCGAAUUUCUUCAUUGGUAUCAAUCGGAAUUAAAGGAAAAAACCCUUCGCAGCUUUUAUUUUUUUGUAUCUUUUUGAAACGAACACAAAUAGGAAAAUUAGCUGCGAAGAGGGAAACAGAGGUUUGGAAAAUUUUUGGUUUAGGAUUAUCGUUCAAAAACAGAGAAAAAAAGAAUUUUAAGAAAAUAAUGUAUAUUAAACUAAAUACCCAGACAUUUGAAAAAUUUCAGUAUUGAGUACAAAGUUUUUUAGUUAAUAGAUGGGUAUAGGUAGCGUCAUUUUAAUGUAAUCACAUAUCAUAUAGCAGCUUAAACGUGCUGUAUCGUUUCGUCUUCCUACUGUUAUAUGUAUAUUAUCAAUAUAUUAUGUAUAACUAUGGUUCAGGGUCAACAUAUCAAAGUUGCCGGUCAUCUGCUGGUUUUGCUUGUUUUAAUUUUUGUGAUCUACAUACUUUAACUAUGAGCAUAAUGCGGGAAGCCAAAUGCACCUAUGACGUCACAACCAUUUUAAAUUGUUUUUAUUCGACAUCAGAGUAAAAGUGGAUAAUAAAAACACGUUACUGUUAUCGUCUUAUCAUACUCUUCCAUUUCAACCGAAAAAAACAACAAAUUUUUUACCUCUGUUCUCCUGUCAUUUACCUUUUUCCUAGAGAUCGCCUUCUAAAACCAUCAAGGUUGCUUGUUUUACUUAUUUAUUAGUUGGGGAUUUGAAAAUUUUCUGAUAUGUGUGUCUGGCGCAAGAACCAUAAAGCGAUGAGAAUAUACACAUAUGUACACAUAUAUUCGCCGAAUGCGUAAAAGAAGCCCGUGGAAACAUGCAUAGUGAAUAUGCAAGAGAGUGUUAAAAUGACCAAUGAAGAUAACGACAGAAAUGCUGAUACCCUAGCAUUAAAUUUUUUUAUUGAGAACUUAAACUAAAACAUCAUCUUCAUUUUGUGUGUGUGUUUUCUCAAUAUGCGGCGCAACAGGUCGGGAGAUAACUUGAAGACCUACUCGGCCGAGGGUCACCAUUUUUACCAUCAAUCUUUUUAUCUGAACAUUGUUCGGUAAAGUGAUCAUGUUCUGCCCGGAUAAUGAAAAUUGGCCUGAUUAAGUACGGCAGCUUGCCCCGGUUAAGAACAGGGCAGAAAAUACAUAAUCAGGGCAACAUAAUCAGGACAGGCCGGCUUAUUACUCAAAAAAUAUUAUUUGGCACUUAUAAAAGGAACAUAAUCAGGGCAGGCCGGUUUAUAUACGACAGUGUAAUAUUAUUUCUCACUUAUUAUAGAACGAACAUAAUCGGGGCAGGCCGACUUAUGUAUGACAGUCAAAUAUUAUUCGACACUUAUAGAACGAACGUAAUCGGGGCCGGCCGGCUUAUGUAUGACAGUGAAAUAUUAUUCGAGACUUAUAGAACGAACGUAAUCGGGGCCGACCGGCUUAUGUAUGACAUUUUUAUAUUAUUUCUCACUUAUUAUAGAACGAACAUAAUCGGGGAAGGCCGGCUUAUGUAUGACAGUCAAAUAUUAUUCGACACUUAUAGAACGAACGUAAUCGGGGCCGGCCGGCUUUUAUAUCAUUCGUGACAAGCAAAUAGGAAAGUAUCGCAAAUGAAACGAAAUUCGCAAUUUACGUGGAGCCUUUUUUUCUUUCGCCAGACAGGAUGUCUAGUUUCUUACAAAUUCGAAGAAAACGUUCGAAAAAACUUUCAUUUAAAUUUUCCAAUCGUCGGAGCUACACUAGUUUUAGUUAACCAUGGAAGUUCAUCGCCAAAAAUUUGAACAAUUUGCCCAGCGUUACACAGGCACUGGUAAAAGACCAACGAGUGGCACAAUAACAAGAGAGUUCGGGAAGAAAAUUUCCCAGAACUUAAAAAGCAAUGAGUCGGACAGUAAAAAGGGUACAGAAGCACGUCGCUUCAGAUUAUUGACCCAGAAGUUUAAGCUGAUGAACUGCGAAGAGCUGGGGAUGGUGGAUAUUUUGAUUGUGCCUUCACAAGAAGCUGUAAGUGAAAAAUCGUGAUUUCAAAUUUUUAGUUCGAUGUUCAACAAUGUAAGUAAUUAUUAUAACCGUUACUUUUUUCAGAAAAACCAUACAAGUAAUCAAUCGAUACCUGAAGGUUACUUAAGAGUGGCAUACGUAGAUGAAUUCUUUGACAUCAUACGCUCAAUUCACUGUAAUGAAUUAAAACACGCUGGUGUGAAAAAGACAUUCAAAAAGGUAUUAGUGUUUUCUUAUCAGAAUUAAUAACUAUAUUUACAUAAAAAAUUGUACCCUAGACAAAAUAUAAAGAUUGAUACAAAUAACUACUCAAUUCGUAUUUUUCCUACUAAGGUUUCAAGUUCAUUUUGGGGUAUCCCAAGAUCGGCUAUUGAAGAGUAUAUCAAUCUUUGCGAAACUUGCCACUUAAAACAGCCACAGAAGACUGUACCGCCAAUCAAGCCUAUUAUAUCAAAUGGCUUCAUGAAACGC
This is a messenger RNA of Hydractinia symbiolongicarpus, 7475 nucleotides long. Its product is annotated as probable gluconokinase. The transcript is spliced from 3 exons. Gene Ontology annotation, cellular component: cytoplasm. Gene Ontology annotation, molecular function: gluconokinase activity. The coding region runs from base 4406 to 5005 and encodes 199 amino acids. The record is from RefSeq and is a predicted model, not a curated record. Lineage: Eukaryota; Metazoa; Cnidaria; Hydrozoa; Anthoathecata; Hydractiniidae.